Messenger RNA from Corythoichthys intestinalis (scribbled pipefish), 1626 nucleotides. Its product is annotated as protein c-Fos-like. Gene Ontology annotation, biological process: regulation of transcription by RNA polymerase II. The record is from RefSeq and is a predicted model, not a curated record. Gene Ontology annotation, cellular component: nucleus. The transcript is spliced from 4 exons. Gene Ontology annotation, molecular function: RNA polymerase II cis-regulatory region sequence-specific DNA binding; DNA-binding transcription factor activity, RNA polymerase II-specific. NCBI's taxonomy places the organism in Eukaryota, Metazoa, Chordata, Actinopteri, Syngnathiformes, Syngnathidae. The coding region runs from base 170 to 1201 and encodes 343 amino acids.
AGUGUGAGUCGCCAGUUUACUCUGACUUAACCUCAAGAAGCAACACAACUACCGAGCUUUCAGGACUUCAAGCUUACCUUUUUUUCCCCCUCCCACACACAAAGCGCUCAAGGGAUCUCCUAACCUUUUAUCGGGCAUAUUCGGAACUUCCCUCGGUGCUUGUGGAGCGAUGAUGUUCAACGUGUUCAACCCGGAAUGCGACUCCUCCUCCCGGUGUAGCACAGCGUCUCCGGCCGCUGACAGCUCCAGCAAUUUGGGCUACUACCAAGCGUCUCCAGCCGGUUCUUAUUCCAGUUUGGGCUCACCACAAUCUCAGGAUUUCACCGAUUUGACCGUUUCAAGUGCCUCUUUCGUCCCCACGGUGACGGCCAUCUCAACCAGCCCCGACCUGCAGUGGAUGGUCCAACCGCUGGUCUCCUCGGUGGCCCCCUCGCACCGGGCGCACCCCUACGUCUCCAGGCCCAGCCCGGCGUACCCCAGGGCGACCCCGAAAGUCUCGGCGUCCCGCCCUCACAGCAACAGGAGAGGCAGAACCGAACAGAUUUCACCCGAAGAGGAAGCAAAGAGGAAAAUUCGCAGGGAGAGGAACAAGCAAGCGGCCGCUAAAUGUCGCAACAGGAGGCGCGAGCUGACCGACACGCUCCAAGCUGAAACCGAUCAGCUGGAGGACGAAAAAUCCAAACUUCAGAACGAUAUCGCCAACCUUCUCAAGGAGAAGGAACGCCUGGAGUUCAUCCUGGCGGCCCACCGACCCGCCUGCAAAGUCCCCUGCGAGCAGGACGCGGAAUUCCCGCCGCUGUCCGUCUCCCCGUCCCGUCCCGUAGUCUCCUCCGACUCCAUCUUCUCCACCGGCACCGUCAAACUGAGCGACCUGGACUCGUCGGUUCUAGACGAGUCUUUGGACCUCUUGGCCAAAACGGAGAUGGAGCGCUCGGUGCCAGAAGCGGACUUAUCAGCCUCGCUUUGCAGCGCUCAGGACUGGGAGCAGCUGCACCCGUCUGUGACCAGCGGCGACUUCGAACCGCCGCUGUGCACCCCGGUGGUGACCUGCACGCCCGCCGCAACCUUCACGUCCUCGUUCGUCUUCACCUUCCCCGAAGCCGAAACUUUCCCCGGAUGUGCCGCCGCGCACCGGCGGGGAAGCAGCGGAAACGAGCAGUCAUCCGAUUCGCUCAAUUCGCCAACGCUGCUGGCCCUUUAAGACUCUUUUUACAGACCUAGCUUGACUUUCACGCAGGGCUACGGACACUUACUUACAUUGUAGCAUGUUUCAACUAAUACCACCAAGUAAUCUAAGAGUUCUUAAUUCUUUAAACGGUGCUACAUAACCCCGAGUCGUCGUAGUGUUUAUGUUCAUGUUUAGGAGCAAUAUGGGGGUAAAAAAAACUGACUUCAACCUUCAGUCUGGGAGGUCUGUCCUUAACUGAGCGGCAGCCGACGAGUUAACUUUAUAACACGUAUUAGUUUUCUGUGAAAACAUGUCUUUUUUUUUUUUUUCUGGAAUUAAUUUAUGAGAUUUUGACUUUAUUUUUUUACAAGAGAAGCAAACAAAGCAAGUCAGUGUGAAUGUUUGUGCAGUCUAUAUAUAUUGAUGGAAAUAAAAUGUUAGCGAUAUUUCAAUUGAAA